This is a messenger RNA of Marmota flaviventris (yellow-bellied marmot), 1075 nucleotides long. RefSeq names its product ribonuclease H2 subunit A (gene Rnaseh2a). Gene Ontology annotation, cellular component: ribonuclease H2 complex. NCBI's taxonomy places the organism in Eukaryota, Metazoa, Chordata, Mammalia, Rodentia, Sciuridae. Gene Ontology annotation, molecular function: RNA-DNA hybrid ribonuclease activity; RNA binding. The record is from RefSeq and is a predicted model, not a curated record. Gene Ontology annotation, biological process: mismatch repair; DNA replication, removal of RNA primer.
AUUGGUCAGGAUCCAGCGCUGCUGUGGAGCUCAAGGCAAUCGCGCGCCAAGGCCAGCGCCUGCGGCGCUCCUUCUUGCAGCUGGCGGCGGCCGCUGAGGGGGUAUGGAUUUCAGCGAGUUGGAGAAAGACAAUACAGGCCGCUGUCGCCUGAGCUCGCCAGUGCCCGCCGUGUGCCGCAAGGAGUCAUGCGUUCUCGGCGUCGAUGAAGCGGGUCGGGGCCCUGUGCUUGGGCCCAUGGUCUACGCCAUCUGUUAUUGUCCCUUGACCCGCCUGGCAGAUCUGGAGGCUAUGAAAGUGGCAGACUCAAAGACCAUGUCGGAGAGCGAUCGGGACAGGCUCUUUGCCAAAAUGGAGGAGAACGGGGACUUUGUGGGCUGGGCUCUGGACGUGCUAUCUCCAAACCUCAUCUCUACCAGCAUGCUUGGGCGGGUCAAAUACAACCUGAACGCCCUGUCCCACGAUACAGCUGCUGGACUAAUACAGUAUGCAUUGGACCAGGGUGUGAGAGUCACCCAGGUGUUUGUGGACACAGUGGGGCUGCCGGAGACAUACCAGGAGCGGUUGCAGCAGCGCUUUCCUGGAAUUGACGUGACAGUCAAGGCCAAAGCAGAUGCCCUCUACCCUGUGGUCAGCGCUGCCAGCAUCUGUGCCAAGGUGGCUCGAGACCAGGCAGUGAAGAACUGGCAGUUUGUGGAGGACCUGCAGGACCUGGAUGCUGAUUAUGGCUCCGGCUACCCUAAUGAUCCCAAGACAAAAGCAUGGUUGAAGAAACAAGUGGAACCCGUGUUUGGCUUCCCCCAGUUCGUUCGGUUCAGUUGGAGCACAGCCCAGACCAUCCUGGAAAAGGAGGCUGCAGAUGUGUUGUGGGAGGACUCCCCAGCACAGGACCUGGAAGGACCUGAGAGGAUCACCGCCUACUUCAACAAAGGCUCCCGAGCCCGCCCCCGUGCCCCCCACAGAUACUUCCAGGAGCGGGGCCUGGAACCAGCCACUGCCCUGUAGGAGGUGCCUCCUUCCUCCCCAGGCCUGCCUCCCCUCAUCAAGGAGGAUUAAAGUUGUUGAAGGAUAAGCAAA